AUGUCGCAUUACGGCGGUCCUCCUCCCAACAACCAGUACGGUGGUGGUGACUACUAUGGCCAGCAGCAACAACAGGGCCAGGGUUACUAUCCACCUCAGCAUGGCCAGGGUGGUCCCCCGCCUCAGGGCUACUAUCCUCCUGAGCAACAGCAGCAGCAGCAGUACGGCCAGCCCCAAUACGGCGGCCAGCCCCCCGCUCAAUACGGCCAACCCCAGCAAGGCUAUGCUCCCCCACCAUACGAGCAGCAUCAACAGGGCCCGUACCCCGGCGGUGGUCCUUACGGACACAACCAGCAAAUACCUCCCCAGGAUCGCGGUCACUCGCCCUACCCUCCUCCUCAGCAUCAACAGGCCGGCGCAAGUGCUGCAUACUACGGCGCCGACGCGCCUCAGCACCAGCAGGGGUACGCGCCUGGCCCGGGAGUCCCGGAAGGUGAGAGGGGUCUUGGAUCCACGCUUAUUGGUGGCGCUGCGGGUGGAUUUGCGGGCCACAAGAUGGGCGGUGGGUUCUUGGGGACUGCGGGUGGUGCGGUUUUGGGUGCGGUGGGAAUGAAUAUGGCCACUCAUGAGGUCAAGAAGCACAAGAAGGAAAAGAAGGAGAAGAAACAUAAGAAGGAUAAGCACCACCACAGACGCCGCUCGAGCUCCAGUUCUAGCUCCAGCUCGUCCAGCUCUUCGAGUAAUUAG
Molecule: messenger RNA, 687 nt
Organism: Penicillium daleae
Lineage: Eukaryota; Fungi; Ascomycota; Eurotiomycetes; Eurotiales; Aspergillaceae
Product: putative glutamine-serine rich protein MS8
Exons: 3
Coding region: 1-687 (228 amino acids)
Source: RefSeq, a predicted model, not a curated record